Lachancea lanzarotensis is the source of this 2214-nucleotide messenger RNA. RefSeq names its product LALA0S06e07096g1_1 (gene POX1). Gene Ontology annotation, cellular component: peroxisome. The record is from RefSeq and is a predicted model, not a curated record. Gene Ontology annotation, molecular function: FAD binding; acyl-CoA oxidase activity; fatty acid binding. Lineage: Eukaryota; Fungi; Ascomycota; Saccharomycetes; Saccharomycetales; Saccharomycetaceae. The transcript has a single exon. The coding region runs from base 1 to 2214 and encodes 737 amino acids. Gene Ontology annotation, biological process: fatty acid beta-oxidation using acyl-CoA oxidase; lipid homeostasis.
AUGACAAGAAUUACAGCUAAUGAAUUCUCAGGAGCAACGUUCCGGCCACAACAGUUUGUGCAGUCAGAACGGCAGAAUUCUAAGCUCAACAUAGAGCAGCUCAACUUGUUUUUGGAAUCUAGCCCGGAAAAUGCGAAACUGACACACGAUCUGAUCACACAGGUUACCACGGAUCCGGUUCUCAAAACAGGAUCCGAUUAUUAUGAUUUGGACAAAGCCCAGCAUCGAAGGGCAACGGCUUUGAAAAUCGCAAAAAUGGCACUUUACAUGGAAGAGGAUAUCCAAAUGGCAUUCAAAAAGUAUCGCAAUCACGAUGUGGUGAAGGGAUUGCAAACAGACGAAAAAUACCCAAUCCUCACUGCUAAAGAUUUGGGCAUUUUCGACAAACGGCUUUCAAUCAUCUCAAACCAGGAUCCGCAGCUAGGAACUAGGAUUGGGGUGCAUUUAGGGUUAUUCGGGAACUGCAUUCGUGGUAACGGAACCGAUGAGCAGAUCAGAUACUGGCUUCAGGAAAAAGGUGCCCUUUUUUUAAAGGGCAUCUACGGAUGCUUUGCCAUGACUGAGCUUGGACAUGGUUCGAACGUGGCACAGCUACAAACACGCGCGAUUUACGAUCCUAAGACCGAGUCUUUUGUCGUAAAUACUCCAGAUUUACCUGCCACAAAAUGGUGGAUUGGUGGUGCCGCCCAUUCAGCCACGCAUGCCACUGUUUACGCGAGACUUAUAGUUGAAGGGAAGGACUAUGGAGUGAAAACAUUUGUAGUUCCUCUCAGGGACCCUGAAACGUUUCAACUUUUAGCUGGUGUAUUCAUUGGUGACAUCGGAACCAAGAUGGGACGUGACGGCAUUGACAAUGGAUGGAUUCAGUUUCAAAACGUGGUGAUUCCACGCGAAUACAUGUUGAGUAGGUAUACAAAAAUUGUCCACAGCGGCAGUGGCGUGCGUGUGGCUACGGAACCAACAUUGGACCAGAUCUCAGGCUAUAGUGCUCUUUUGAACGGCAGAGUAAACAUGGUGAUGGAUUCUUUCAGAUUUGGUUCCAAGUUUGUCACGAUCGCUGUUCGUUACGCCGUGGGGAGACAGCAGUUUGCAGCCGACAACGAUAAAAGCGGAAAUGCGCCUGAAACUCAGCUCAUCAACUACCCUUUACAUCAAUACCGAGUUCUACCACACCUGGCCAUCGUUUACUUGAUCUCUCCUGUUGCUUUUAAACUCAUGGAUACUUACCACUCCACUCUGGACGAACUUUACAAAGUUUCAUCCGCUGGAGAUAAAGGCCAGUUGAAACUCGUGAGCAUGAAACUAAAGGAUCUCUUUAUUGACAGUGCCAGUUUGAAAGCCACCAAUACGUGGCUCGUUGCUGCUGUUAUUGAUGAGCUUCGUCAGGCAUGCGGCGGACAUGGCUAUUCAGCCUACAAUGGAUUUGGUAAGGGAUACAAUGACUGGGUUGUACAGUGUACCUGGGAAGGUGACAACAACAUUCUGUCAUUGACGUCAGCGAGGAGCAUCUUGAAAAAAUACGCCGAUCUGGCGAAGGGCAAAGUGCAAGAAACCGAAUCGUUCAGAUAUUUAUCCCCGGAGUUGGUCAUGGCUGUCUUGAGAGGUACCAAGGCUGCAAAGUUGGAUACACCAAAGGAUUAUUUCGAAGUUUGGGGUAUUAUGCUGAUCAAAAUGUUACAUUUUUGCGCUAAAUUGGUGAAGGAGACCAAAAGCGCGGAUUCUAUUUCGAAGCAUCUAGUUUUGAUUUCCCGUUUCCAUGCAUUUCACUCUAUGUUGAGAGCUUUCUAUUUGAAAUUGAAGAGUCCUUCGGAUUCGCAUGUUUCGGACGAAAGCUCUCAGGAAGUUUUGUGGAAAUUGUACCGGUUGUUUUCGCUCUACUUCAUUGACAAGCACUCUGGAGAAUUUCAGCAAUUUAAAGUCUUCACGCCUGAUCAGAUUUCAACAUUGGUACAACCCAAACUUAUGGCAUUACUACCAGAAAUUCGCAAGGAAUGUAUUGCUCUUACAGAUGCAUUCAAGCUCCCCGAUGCAAUGCUGAACGCACCCAUCGGUUAUUAUGAUGGCGAUAUCUACAACAAUUACUACAACGAAGUUCUCAAGAACAAUCCACCGGAGGCGGACGGGCCUGGGAAACCAGAAUAUCACCAGUGUCUCACCACAAUGCUCAGACGCGGUUUCCAGGGGACCGAAAAUUUAGCGAAGCUGGGCAAAUAG